Penicillium manginii is the source of this 657-nucleotide messenger RNA. RefSeq lists its product as uncharacterized. Bases 1 to 657 code for a protein of 218 amino acids. Lineage: Eukaryota; Fungi; Ascomycota; Eurotiomycetes; Eurotiales; Aspergillaceae. The record is from RefSeq and is a predicted model, not a curated record. The transcript is spliced from 4 exons.
AUGACCGAUGAAACCCUUCCCCUGCCGAUGUUCUCCUUCUCGUUUGAUCCGCCGCGGCCCUCUGUUUUCAGGGCGGAAAGCGACUCCGAGUCCUCAAUCGAUAAGUCGGCCGAUGUUGAGGCACAGAGCCUUGCUGAUCAAACGAGUCGUGGGUAUGACUGCCGCGUCCCCGUCGAGUUCGACGAAGGUCUGCAGAGGCUCGCAGCCCUCUUGAUCAUCAGUUCCAACCCCAAUCCGUUCGAACUUCUCUCUCCUACACCUAUCGAGCGAGAAAGCGUGGUCGCAAAAUUUCCUUUACUUAGCAUGUCUAUAUCCACCCCAAGCACUAGCAGUAUGAGCGAUACGGACUCAACAGAAUACCCUGAGUGGUAUAUCAAGAAACAUGGAGAGAUAGUUCGCUCACUCCGUGUACGUAUCGACGAGACAAUAAAUGCCAUGCAGGAAUAUGCUGCAGCUCUAGCAUCAGCUCCAGCUACUGCAGCAAAGUCUGUGGGGUUUACUCAUCCCCCCAGUCUCCUCUGUCUGCCGCUCCGCAAAGCGCUCUCUAGCAAGGUUUGGCUUAUUCUUGACGAUAAUACAGCCGGCCAAUCUCGACAGGCGGAGCUGGCAGGUUUCAUACUCUCCCGAAAGGAUGUCCAACUCGAACUGAGUGCCUAA